Closterium sp. Naga37s-1 is the source of this 1494-nucleotide messenger RNA. The record is from the annotation of a GenBank genome assembly. Lineage: Eukaryota; Viridiplantae; Streptophyta; Zygnematophyceae; Desmidiales; Closteriaceae.
AUGGCGAUCUCGCGAGAGGAGCAAUUGCUGCAACGGCCGCCGGAAGCGGUAGCCGACCGGUUUUUCCGCGACCUCUUUGCGACGGGCGUGGGCGCAGGGCUCACUGUGCGACACACGAGCGACAUGGGGCGAGGGGUGUUUGCUGACGUGGAUUUCAAGGAGGGUGACGUGGUGCUGCAGGAGCCUCCUUUGGUCAGCAUGCAACACUCUCACAAUAGGGCCCAAGCACUGGUCUGCUCCCACUGCUUGCGUUUCAUUGGUCCGCUGGAGCAAGCUGUUGCCCGACUGCUGACGUGGCAGAAGGGUAUGAGAGAGGAGGAAGAGGGGGACGAAGGCGAGGAGGAUCAAGAGGAGAGUAAGGGGGAGGAGAGAAAAGACGAGGAAACAUUGGGAGGAGGAGGAGCAGCAGCCGAGAGAUUCAUAGAGCAGUUGUCAAGCGGGCAACUGAAGCUGCCACAUGCAGAGUGUGUGGGUGCAUUGCCCCCUGCUGUGCCGUGCCCUGGCGGGUGCACUCAAGAGGUCUUCUGCAGCUCCACAUGUGCCACGUCAGCAUGGGCGGAUGGCCAUGCCAUGCUGUGCCUGGGGCAUGCGUCACAUGCCAAGGAUACUCAAGCACUGAAGGCUUUCUAUACCCAUGCUGAUGCCCUUUCUCGCGCUCACUCGUUACUUGGAAAAAGGGGAGGAGGGCUUGGGGACGAGAAGAAAGAGGGAAAUGGGGAGGGGGAGGAGGAGAGGUGGAAGGUGGUUCUGGAGGCAUGGACUCCUUUUGCUGUGGGGCACAAGGCCGUAUGGUGGGAGGCAGUGGCGUGCCCGCCUGACGUGGAAGCAGGAAGCGACGAGGAAGCUUCCUUCCGAGCCUGCAUGAAAUCUAUGGCCGAGGAGUCUCUCAAACUGCUCAUGCAAGCCAUAGGCCCACAACCACCUUUGCUGCAGCCAUUGCUGUCCCUUUCAGUCUACGGGUCCAUCAUUGGCAUGUUCGAACUCAACAACCUGGACCUGGUGGUACCUUCCCCGGUAACAACCUACUUCAAUCGGCUUCAAGAAAUGGACGAGGCUGAGCAGGCAGACACAGAAGAGGGCAGUGGUGGGGCCGCUAAGGGAUGGACCUACAGGCAUUUUCUUCUUUCACCAAUGACCCUCGUCUACGCAGAGGCAGUGGUGGGGCCACUAAGGGAGCUGCUAGAGCAAGGCGGAGGGGGGAGAGGUGGCACCGCUUUCUACUCUCUUCAGAGCAGCAUCAACCACUCAUGCUGCCCCAAUACACAUGCCUUCAAGCGAGACGAGGUGUUCAUAUCGUAUGUGGAGGAAUCUCUUUCAAUAGAGGAGCGAAAGGAAGCUCUAGCAGACUACGGCUUUGUGUGCCAAUGUGACCUGUGUGUGGCACAGGGGGCAGGAGUAGCACUUAAGGAGUGGCCGAAGAAGCAGUGUGGGGGAGCAGGAGUAGGACCUAGGAGUGGCCGAAGAAGCAGUGUGGCACAGGGGGGGCAGGAGUAG